AUGAUUCCUACUCUGCGGAGUCCUACUCUGCGGAGUCCUACUCUGCGGAGUCCUACUCUGCGGAGUCCUACUCUGCGGAGUCCUACUCUGUGGAGUCCUACUCUGCGGAGUCCUACUCUGCGGAGUCCUACUCUGCGGAGUGCCACUCUGCGGAGUGCCACUCUGCGGAGUCCUACUCUGCGGAGUCCUACUCUGCGGAGUCCUACUCUGCGGAGUCCUACUCUGCGGAGUCCUACUCUGCGGAGUCCUACUCUGUGGAGUCCUACUCUGCGGAGUCCUACUCUGCGGAGUCCUACUCUGCGGAGUCCUACUCUGCGGAGUCCUACUCUGCGGAGUGCCACUCUGCGGAGUGCCACUCUGCGGAGUCCUACUCUGCGGAGUCCUACUCUGCGGAGUCCUACUCUGCGGAGUCCUACUCUGCGGAGUCCUACUCUGCGGAGUCCUACUCUGUGGAGUCCUACUCUGCGGAGUCCUACUCUGCGGAGUCCUACUCUGCGGAGUCCUACUCUGCGGAGUCCUACUCUGCGGAGUCCUACUCUGCGGAGUCCUACUCUGCGGAGUCCUACUCUGUGGAGUCCUACUCUGUGGAGUCCUGGUAUGUAG
Messenger RNA from Bolinopsis microptera, 603 nucleotides. RefSeq lists its product as uncharacterized. The coding region runs from base 1 to 603 and encodes 200 amino acids. The record is from RefSeq and is a predicted model, not a curated record. Lineage: Eukaryota; Metazoa; Ctenophora; Tentaculata; Lobata; Bolinopsidae. The transcript has 2 exons.